Verruconis gallopava is the source of this 3617-nucleotide messenger RNA. RefSeq names its product UV damage endonuclease UvdE. Gene Ontology annotation, molecular function: endonuclease activity. Gene Ontology annotation, cellular component: mitochondrion; nucleus. The transcript is spliced from 3 exons. NCBI's taxonomy places the organism in Eukaryota, Fungi, Ascomycota, Dothideomycetes, Venturiales, Sympoventuriaceae. Gene Ontology annotation, biological process: mitochondrial DNA repair; response to UV; nucleotide-excision repair. The coding region runs from base 223 to 2478 and encodes 751 amino acids. The record is from RefSeq and is a predicted model, not a curated record.
CUCAAGCUCUUUUCAAAGGGCUAUGCAGCUCGAUAAUCAGCAGAGAGUGUGAACCAUGUGAAUCCACUACAAAAUUGAUUAUCCGCCACAAUAAAAAUCAAUGACGUCGCCUUGCCAUCUCACUGCACGUCACCAUGGUUAAGUGGUGACGUGCAUGGAUACAUGUCAUUUCCUCCGUCCUACAGGACGACGGUAUGAGAAAUGUACAACACCAUCAGUUGAAUGCACGGGCAGCAGUUCCUGUGCAUAGGACGCGUCAAUCGCAUUCUACACGCAUCAGCACGCAUAGGUUUGCCAAAACAAACAAUGCCAGCGAAGCGAAAAGCAUCUGCAAUAGGGAGAGUAGCUCGUGAGAAUACAAGCACAAAGAAGAUUAAGGAGUCGCCUUCAGAAGCAGGUCAUAUCGAUACCGGUAUAGCGACCGCUUCUAGACGCCAGCAACCUGUACGGAAGAGGUCAAAAAUUCUGACGGAUCCCGACGAGAACUCCGACGUACUCGAUGGCGACAAUGCUCUCCGAGCCUCGCAUGAUCAUGGCGAUGGAGAUGAAAUAGGUACGCCCAAUGGAAAUGGCCACGGGGCUUGCUCCUUACAAGAUGCGCGAGACAAGGUGGUAGCGAAGCAGCCUGGUCCAAAGAAACGAGGUGGCAAAAUUGACACAAGAAAGCCAGCCAAAGAAGAACAAGCCGCUCCGCUAUCACUGCAAGCAAAAGGGCUGAAGUCUGCCGUCGGGCUUCUGCAGAAUCCCGAUGCUGAGAGCGACCAGGAAGCAGAUGAGGAAGAGAUCAAAGAAGCAUCGCUUCGACCUCCGCCUGUCAACAGCGAGUAUUUGCCACUGCCUUGGAAGGGCCGGCUAGGUUAUGCAUGCUUAAACACGUAUCUACGCUAUUCAAACCCUCCUGUGUUCAGCUCACGAACGUGCCGGAUAGCUUCCAUUCUGGAGCAUCGUCACCCGCUCAAAGAUCCAAGCUUACCAGAACAUCCUACCAAGAACCGGCCAGAUAAGGAUCGGCCUGCCGAUAUAGCACGCGGGCAGAAAUGGGUGCAAGAGUUGGGUCUCGCAAAUGCACGUGACGUCAUCAAGAUGGUAAGGUGGAACGACAAGUACGGAAUAAAGUUCAUGCGCUUGAGCAGCGAGAUGUUCCCGUUUGCUAGCCAUGAAGAAUAUGGAUACAAACUGGCACCGUUUGCGUCAAAAACACUGGCCGACGUUGGAAAGGUGAUUGCCGAACUAGGGCAUCGGGUAACGACCCAUCCUGGUCAGUUCACCCAGCUCGGCUCUCCGCGCAGAAAGGUUGUCGACGAUGCGAUCCGCGAUCUCGAGUACCACGACGAGAUGCUCACACUACUCAAUCUUCCCGAGCAGCAAAAUCGGGACGCCGUGAUGGUCUUGCACAUGGGCGGUGUAUUCGGCGACAAGGCGGAAACACUGAACCGGUUUCGUGCCAAUUAUGCAAAGCUUUCGCAGUCGAUCAAGAAUCGGUUGGUACUGGAAAAUGACGACGUAGGCUGGUCCGUCCAUGACUUGCUGCCCAUCUGCAAGGAGCUUAACAUACCGCUGGUGCUCGAUUUUCACCACCACAAUAUCGUAUUCGACAAGGAAAAGGUUCGUGAGGGAACAAAGGAUAUCAUGAAUUUGUACCCCGAGAUCCGUGAGACAUGGACCAAGAAGGGAAUCACGCAGAAGAUGCACUACUCUGAACCUACAUCUGGAGCCAUAACGGCACGUCAAAGGAGGAAGCACAGUGCGCGUGUCGCAACGUUACCACCUUGUCCGGAUGAUAUGGACCUUAUGAUUGAAGCCAAAGAUAAAGAACAGGCCGUGUUCGAACUUAUGCGCACGUUCAAGCUACCCGGCUUCGAUAAAAUCAGGGACCUCGUUCCUUACGUUCGCCAAGACGACAACAAGAACUUGGGAAAAAGAAAAUCUGCGCCCAGAGGGAAGAGACUGAUCAACGGUGAGGAUGUCAUCGAGGAAAGUGCGGUGGCCGCCAGCGACGAGGAAUUGUGCGUGCCAGAGGACGAGGUCGGCAUGGGUGGACCAGAAGGACGAGUGUACUGGCCGCCGGGAAUGGAGGAAUGGCUUCGACCAAGGAAGCGCGAAGCCAAGAAGAAGGAUUCCGGUGCCGCUAGCUCGGCCAAAAAUGCAAAGACACUGAAGAACACUUCUACCAAGGCUACCAAGGCUGCUGUCGAAGAUGAGCUGGAGGAACUUGAGCCAAGUGAAGAUCUUACAACAACGUGUCAUAACUUACGACAGACAAACGACGCAAGGGGAAGAGGAAGGUCUAAGAAGAAACCAUUCGAGUCGGCCACCUACACCUUAAUGAGUCAGGGCGACUGCAUAGCUGACCACGAGCCAGACACUGCAAAUGAGACGGCAAGGCCUGCGAAACAAAAAGGGAACUCUGCAAAGGGGGUGAGAUCUAGCGAGCGAGCAAGUCGGCUUCGCCGCCCCGAAAUCGUCGGCUCAGAGUAGACGCAAAAAAAAAGUUCCGUCUCGAUGUGAGGUAGAAGUUUGCGUUUCGACGCCGAAGGACUCUGGUCAAGCCCGGGGAGACCGCCACUAUGUGAAACUGGUAGCGGAACGACGUGAAAAUGCACGUAGUGUCUUUUUGACGGUAGGCAACAGGAGAUUUCAUCGCCAUUGGACGGUCAACACGGAUCAGCGCGGCGUUUUAUCUCAGGAGCAGACAUGUAAUGUGCCAGCGCUUUGUCUACUUCACGCAGGAUUGCCACAGUACUGCGGUUCUUCUCAGCAGCGCAGAGACGAUGCUUAGACCCUUGGAUCUUUUCAAUGGGCAAUGUUCUUCAAACGCUUUCUACGAUAAUCUGUUCGCGCGGCAUGUCGGUCAAGAGUAGGAGUUUGGAUUCUUGAAAGCAGCAAUCGCAUCUUCUGGGCUUGAACAGGCAGCGCUGCGAGCGUCUGCGGGUUAGAACCCUACAAUACCUUGACAGGCUCUCGUCACGACGUCCAGCUAGAUUGGCUACGACCGCCAACGAGCAUCCGAUCCUUAACGAGCCUAUUGUCCAGUCGAUUGAGGCUUCGAUGACGCACAGAUUGUCCGUCCCCAUUACGUCAGGACGCGUCCAGAGCAGCCUUUGCUUUAGCUCGAGAAGCCGGGCGUGAUUGAUGUUUUCCGUUGGUAUCUCGUAGACAGAUAAUCUCUCCAAAGUCGGUCUGGACAGGUAGCACUCCUCUACGGGAAGAGUUGAUCAUUCAAGCCUUUGCCAACUCCGGAUCCGCCGUUUCUCGCGCCGGGCGGUGCCGGUCAGGCUCAGAUCACAUCGCACUCGCGAUAAGUCGCGAACAUCACGUGUUGAAUUCGCGACGCUCGCCGCAUGGUACGACAUAUAGAAAAUGGGCGCAAACGACAGGAGCGUGUCGAUCAGAAAGUCCUGGCGUCAAUCUCGCUCAGCACGUCAUCGCACCCCGUUCUUGAACAAUUUGUCGUGAACUUUCCUAAAACGGCAGCUGCACCGCGCAGCCUGCCACUGUUUGUCGACGGGAUGACGAGGCUACCACGAGGCUGCUGUGGAGCCCUCGAUCUUCAAAACGAGACAAUCAAGCGCGGUUCAAAAACGAACGUUUGUUCCUUUUUUUUUUUUUUUUUUUGU